GCAGCUAUUAUAUCACAAUAUAUAAUUAUUCAUUAAUCAUUAUUAUUCAUUGUGUAGUGUGUACCUCAGCCAUCGAAUACAUUUUUAACAUUUUUCUCUUGCGUCGAACGGUAAUUAAUAAUUAUAACAACAACGUUUACGUGACUCCGGCAUUCAACAAAUCCUGACAUAUUCGUACAUCGAUAUUAUUUAUAGCUACAAUUUUUUUCUGCUCCCGCCAACUAUGCCUCGACCCGCCGAACAGUGGACGUCGUAGUAAAACGCACACGCAUAACAUCCGAUACCGCGCUGAGUGAGUAGUAUGUACAAUAUUAUGGCGGCUUGUGACCCGGGCACAACCGAACCUUACGAAAGCUGGGAAGCUCUAGAUGAUCCGUCUGUUCUCAGCACUCAGAUAAAAAAAAUGCAACUGGCGUCUGCUACUAAAAAUGAAAACAAUAGCAAUGUUGUAAUAUUGCCACCUGGCUUACAAUUGUCAUAUAACCAUCAUCAACAAAUGACAAUCCCUCAACAGCCCACUGUUAAAAUACUCAAACGACCGCAGAAAGAUAAUGCUGCAAAUGAAAAUGCUGAUAAACCCAAAGUACAAGUUAAAUCUUUGGAACAAAGAAAACAAGAAUAUGCAGAAGCUAGAUUACGAAUAAUGGGUGAAGAACGUGAAGAAGACUUAAAUGCUGAUGAUGAAGGAGCCAGUUCUUCAGGAAGUAUGAAAUUUGAAGUACUUCAAAGUCGACAGCCAAUAGUUCGUGUUGCUGUUGAAGACAAUGUUAUUCGACAGCCUCGUGGGCCUGAUAACACCAAAGGAUUUAAUCAUCGAAGCUAACCCUAAGAAUUUAGAAAAUUUAAAGUAAUACAUUUUUUAAGUGCAGGAUUUUCAUAAUAAAACAAUUAUAAUCUAUAUUGUACUUUUCUAAUAUCCAGUUGUAAAUAUUAAGAACAUGAUAAUGAUAAUACCUCUGGAAUAAAUGAUAUUUGUAGAGAAAAAAAAAUGGGAAACAAAAAAUAUUUAUUCUUCUCCAGUGACAUAUUUGAUAGUUGUUGAUACACAUUUUACUAAUGACAAGAUCUAGUCAGACAAAAAUGCUUGAUAUAUUAUAAUAUUUUCAUUAAAUAUUCAGUCAGAGGUAUUUUUCUAUGAUUGUAAAUUUAAAUGUAAAUAAAAAAGCCGUGUGCUCAAUUGACGCACUAUAUUUUGUUGAUCAAUUAAAAUUAAGUAUUUUUAAAAAAAAAAUAUUCUUAACUAAAUUAUUUAAAAUUUAUUUUGUAGUAAUUUCUGUAUUGCCAAUAUUAUUCAAUUCAACAAACAUAAAUAUCUUAAAAAUAUAUUAUGUUAAAUUUAUUCAAAUUUGUUUAAUUUAGCAUUCACCUAAAGACGAUACUUAAAUUUGUACCUUCUAAUUCCUAGUGACUGUUCUUUUUUUUUUUUAAUCAUUGUUAAUUUUCGUUCAAGUUUUAAUAAAUUCAAUAGUAUUGUUGUAAUUUAUCGCUUAUUGUAAAUUAGGUUUUUGUUUCUUAAGUGAUGUAAAUGAAUAUGGUGAAGGUAUAAAGGUAUAUAGAGGAAUUUAGGACUAUUGCCUUUACAAUUUACUUAUAUGUAUACAUAUACAUUAUACACAUAUUUUUUUAAAUAAAUUUAAAAAUGAGUGAUUAA
Molecule: messenger RNA, 1651 nt
Organism: Rhopalosiphum maidis (corn leaf aphid)
Lineage: Eukaryota; Metazoa; Arthropoda; Insecta; Hemiptera; Aphididae
Product: SUZ domain-containing protein 1-like
Exons: 5
Coding region: 302-823 (173 amino acids)
Source: RefSeq, a predicted model, not a curated record